Molecule: messenger RNA, 2258 nt
Organism: Malus domestica (apple)
Lineage: Eukaryota; Viridiplantae; Streptophyta; Magnoliopsida; Rosales; Rosaceae
Source: RefSeq, a predicted model, not a curated record
GCGCCAACUCAGAAGAGAAGACCCACUGCAAAAUUUACCACAUUAUCUGAGAUCCGAAAAACAAUCCAACCUCAGCUCCGAGAGCUCAACAGCAAUGGCGUCACCUUUGCCGUGCUCUCUCCCUCCUCGUCUCUCACUCAUCUCCAAAACUUCACCGCCUCAGCACCACCGCCUUCUCCUUUGCCCGACCGGACCGGACCAUUUCCUGUUCGAAUGCCGGGGGGGGGGGGGCAGACCGGGUUCUUCACCUGGCUCGGCAGGCUUAUCAAGGAGAAGGCCAACAGCGACGUGGAGAAACUCUUCUCGGGAUUCUCAAAGACUUGCGAUAAUCUCGCCGUCGUUGACAAGCUCUUGCUGUACUGGAACCUCGCCGACACCGAUCGAGUCCUCGACGAACUCGAAGAGGCUUUGCUGGUAUCCGAUUUCGGGCCGAAAAUCACGAUCAAAAUUGUGGAGAGUUUAAGGGAGGAUAUAGUUGCUGGAAAGCUGAAAUCUGGAAGCGAAAUUAAGGAUGCGUUGAAGAAGAGUGUGCUUGAUUUGUUAACUAUUAAAGGGAAAACCGAACUUCAACUCGGAUACAGGAAACCAGCUGUGGUUAUGAUUGUUGGCGUUAAUGGAGGCGGGAAAACAACAUCUCUUGGAAAGCUCGCUUAUAGAUUGAAGAAUGGAGGGGCAAAUGUAUUAAUGGCUGCAGGGGAUACCUUUCGAGCAGCUGCAUGUGACCAGCUGGAGAUAUGGGCCGAGAGGACUGUGUGUGAGAUUGUUGUGGCUGAGAGAGAGAAGGCCAAAGCACCAUCAGUUAUUUCUCAGGCUGUGAAGAGAGGGAAAUGACAAGGGUAUGAUAUUGUCUUAUGCGACACCUCUGGAUGUCUGCACACUAAUUACAGCUUGAUGGAAGAGUUGAUUGCAUGCAAGAAAGCUGUGACCAAAGUCAUGCCUGGUGCUCCUAAUGAGAUCCUACAAAUUCUGGAUGGGACCACAGGCUUAGACAUGCUUCCGCAAGCAAGAGAAUUCAAUGAAAUUGUUGGUAUAACUGGUAUGAUUUUGACAAAACUUGACGGUUCUGCUAGAGGAGGCUGUGUGGUCAGUGUGGUGAAUGAGCUCGGCAUCCCUGUAAAGUUUGUGGGUGUUGGUGAAGGCGUAGAAGACCUCCAACCGUUUGAUCCAGAGGCCUUUGUUAAUGCCAUAUUUUCAGAGUCCGAAUGUAGAGAAUUACCGGAUCCCCAUAUAUAUGUGUGUGCUGGAGGGUCGGUGUUUUGUCCGUGUACUGAGAUCGGUGCUUAGGAUGAAACUUCCAAGUUGAAAAUCACACAUUAGGUUUUUCAGACAAUCACGAUUAUUAUUGGUCAUGAAGUAGUGCUAUUUUCCGCCAUAUUGGUGCUGUAGGCUGGAAGUUAAGGCUUAGAGUUGAUGCAAAAUUGCCAAGCCUUAGGCCGCUGGGCGGUUUCCGCCAUGAUUUCUCUUGCAAUGUUUUGUCAGUACUCAGUGUGCAUUAUUUUGGUGCAAAAAGUUCAAAGACCCUCUAUGCUUGUCCAGGGACUUUAACUACUAAGGAAUUGGUCUCCCGCAUUCAACCUUUCACUUCUCUCCAAAGCAGCAGCAGCAUUAAACAUAAAAAGCUCCAAUCAAGUCAGCAAAGUAUCCCCGAUUAGCAUCGUAUUCCAUUAUCACAGGAGGAAGCAACUCUUUGAAUACUAAUUUGAUAAUUUGAAGACUAAGCCGUCUCAACUUCAAUGUACAAAUUGUACGAUAACCACUUUCAUCUUCUCCAAGUCGUCUUCAGACUCAUCGUAUGGAUGAUAUAGCCCGUCGAUCAGGAGGUAAGUGAUUACAUGGCAGCCUCCAAGGUGCAAUAGGUGACAAAUAUUUAGUCUUUGGACAUGACAUACACCGGUAUACACCCCUGCAAGUGCUCCCCAUUCCGUUCCAAAUUCAAACUACGGAAUGUCAAAAUUGCCCAUGCAUUGUCUUCUUCUGGUUCUGCUGCUGCUUACCUAAGUGAGGACGAUUUCUUGAGCUUCACGCGUUGAAAUAAACGUCGAUUGAUGGACCUGGCCUGCAAGCCCGUGGCAGAAAUAACAAAGACUGGCAGCUGAAGAGGUUCGUAAAGGAAGAAGCUCUCCCUCGUAGGAUUUGUGGAUUUGUACAAGUGUUACUUGGUUACAGAGAUGUUGAGGAAGGUCCUCAGGAAUUGUUGGUUGCAUUAGUUUUGUACUUUGUUUCAAGGGAAUGCAGAAUUAAGAUCCAUAAGCUUGAAA